Heterobasidion irregulare TC 32-1 is the source of this 489-nucleotide messenger RNA. RefSeq lists its product as uncharacterized. The record is from RefSeq and is a predicted model, not a curated record. The transcript is spliced from 2 exons. The annotation marks the transcript as partial. Lineage: Eukaryota; Fungi; Basidiomycota; Agaricomycetes; Russulales; Bondarzewiaceae.
GGAGAGUCACGAGCUUAAUUAAGUGGUCGCGUGCGCGCGACGCGAAGUUGAGUCCUUCGCACCCGUCUCUAACUCAACUCUGUCCGUGCGCAAACCUCAACCUUCGUCCCCUCGCCCUCGCCUCGACACCAUGCAUACCCACCACCCACUUCCUUCGCCUUCGUCCUCCCAUCCUCCCGGCCCGAUGCACACGCGUCCACUCGGCCACAACAACUCCUUCGACUGUUCCCUCACGCGCCCCUGCCGCCGCCACACCCGUGCUUCGCCCUUGCGCACAGCGUGUCGCAAUCGUCACGCUACCCGUGCUUCACCCUCCCCCAGCCCUAGUCCUGCCCCUCCCUGCCCGGCCCUGCCUGUCCCGCGCACCUGCGCACACCCGGAAGCGGCUCCUCGCGCCGCGUCUCUUCCCCUGCUCUCUCCUAGGAGGCGAGGGAACGACCACGCUCCCCGGUACCCUACCGCCCGACGCCUUGUUCUCCAAACACGCCC